AAGUUGAGGUGGGGCGCGCGUCCGCGAAGCCGCUGCGAUCUCCUCUCGUGCGCGCGCCUGGCGAUCGUCCCGGAGCGCGGCGGAGCGGCGCUCGUGCACGUCCCCCUGUCGCUGGCCGCUAGCGCCCGGGUCCGCCGGAGGGUCGCGGGAGCCGGCGUCCGUCCUUUGUGAGGCGCUCAGGCGGUGCGGGACGGAAUGUGGGCGCUGCGGGGACUUUUGUCUUCUGCUCAAACUCUGGGGAGUGUGGACUGAACGGGAGCCAUGGACUGAGGGCGUGAGCCGCGCGGGGCAGUCAUGACUUCUGCCGCGGAGCUUAAGAAGCCACCAUUGGCUCCCAAGCCAAAGUUAGUGGGGACCAAUAAUAAGCCACCUCCCCCUCCUAUUGCACCUAAACCGGACAUUGGCAGUGCUAGUGUUCCACGGUUAACGAAGAAGACCAAACCGGCAAUUGCGCCAAAACCAAAAGUCCCGACAAACUCAGUUGUUCAAGACAUUAAGCAUCCACCCUCAAAGAAACCUACUUUGAACCUGGAGGAAAGGGAGCCAGAAUUACCCGAGAGCACUGGCAAGUCUAAUUGCAAGGAUGUCAGGGAUCCACACAGUGAUUAUAUUUUACCAACGUGUUCCUGCAGUUCUGGGUGUAUUCACGAGCCUAGGACUCGAGAAACCCAGUGUGUAGAGCAGCUUGUUUUAGAGCCUCUGGGAAUGAAGGAAAAUUUAGAGAAUAGUAAAAAUGGUGAGUCCUCAAAAAGGGGGAGUAGCUGGGAUUCAAGCAGCGAAAAGUGCCGGGGCCAGAGUGGAGUUGUUUUAAAGGCAAGCAUCUUAGAAGAGAAGCUCAAAGAGGUCCUGACGCAGCAGCGAUCACCUUGUGGUUCCCCGGGGAGGCACAGAGCUCCAAAAAAACCAGAAAUGAAUGGUGACCAUAGUUGCACCAGGCAGAUCAGAAUUGAAUUUGCAGAUGUGUCUUCUUCCCUGACCGGCUUUGAAAAAGUUCCCGCUCAUCACAACUGCCACCCACAACUUCCUAGGGAUGAAUCUCAGACUCUCAAGACUUGUCAAGAUGGCAGUGCAGAGAGCCGUGGUCACACUGAUUCAUGUGAACCGGAGAACAAAAGAGUGGCUUCAGAUGGAAUUAGUCAGAAGACAGAGGUCAAAGGUCUCGGUCCUUUAGAAAUCCACUUACUACCGUAUACCUCAAAGUUUCCAACUCCCAAGCCCAGGAAGACACACGCAGCUGCUCGUCUUCGCCGCCAGAAGCAUGUAGAUACUCCUGGUGAAAGCACUGAAGAGCCAGGGAACUCAAACAAUGGCUCUUCUUGCCUCCUGGAGGAUUAUUGUUUGAAAAACAAUAAAGUCAGUGUUCUUCGUCAGAAUGCUUUGUAUAACCAGGGACCAGUGGACGAGGUGAGGCCAGCAAACCAGAGGGCACUGACAGGGGAUUCCAACAGUGGCGGACAGGACUCAGUCGGCUCACAGAAAGCUGUGCAGCAGCAAACGCCUUCUUUAGAUACAGAUUCUAGUUUGACUUCUGACAGCAGUGGUUCUGGCGUGUCACCUGCUGUGGACAAAGAGACUACUUACACACAGUGCAGUACUCAGCCUUUGAGCUUGCCUAAGCAAGUCACAUCAGCCUGCACUGACCAGCCACCAGCUACCUGUAACCCGGAAGUGUCAGCUCCUCCCAUACAAAAGGAAUCUUCCUCCUCGAGAAUCAUUCCCAAAAAACCUCAAAGACACAGCUUGCCUGCAGCAGGGGUGCUUAAAAAGGCUGCUUCGGAGGAGCUUGUAGAAAAGAGCUCUUCAGGUAAGGAGACAAAUGUCGAGAAAGGUCUGCACAGAAACUACCUUCACCAUCCGGGGCCCCCAAACCAUGGCGCGUCAGCAUCACCCUUUGAUAUGCCCAACCCGACUUCAGAGAAGCCAGUGUGGAAGUUACCUCAUCCUAUUCUACCUUUUUCAGGGAGCCCAGAGGCCUUGAAACGCGUCACUUUAUCCUUAAAUAACGAGCCUUCCGUUUCCCUAACCAAGCCAAGAGCAAAAUCCCUGUCUGCCGUGGAUGCGGACCGGUGUAACAAGCCUUGCAAAGACCCUCCGAAGAAAACUUCUUUUAAAAAGUUGAUCAAUGUGAAACUGUCCAUUGGCUUCAUAAAGAGCGACUUUCAGAAAAUUAGGUCGAAAAGCUGCCAACACGGGGAUGUCUCUGCAGGACAUCCGCUCGCUAGAGAGCCAAAAGGACUUGAAAGUGAUUGGCAAGGUUUGGCUACAGGAGAAGAGAAGAGAAGUAAGCCCACGAAGGCACAUUCUGCAGAAAACUGCAGCCUGGAAUCUCAAAAGGUGAAGUCCUGGGGCCAGAGCAGUGCAGUUAACGGUCAGAGGGCGGAGUCUUUGGAUGACCGGAUUCUCUCCAGGCACACGUCCUGUACAGGCGACUUCGGGCCAGAGUAUGAAAAUGUCCGCCAUUAUGAGGAGAUACCCGAGUAUGAGAAUUUGCCCUUUGUCAUGGCUGGAAGGAACACUCCGGACUUGGGAUGGCAGAACUCCAGCAGUGUGGAGGACACUGAUGCAAGUCUAUAUGAAGUAGAAGAGCCCUACAAUGCUCCAGAUGGCCAGCUGCAACUUGAUCCUAGACAUCAGCCUUGCAGUUCUGGAACAUCCCAGGAGGGGAAGGAUGCUCUCCAUCUUGGCCUCAGUGACCUGCCUUCUGAUGAGGAAGUCAUCAAUAGUUCUGAUGAAGAUGAUGUCAGCUCCGAGUCCAGUAAAGGCGAGCCAGACCCCCUGGAGGAUAAACAGGAUGAAGAUGCUGGGAUGAAAAGCAAAGUUCAUCAUAUUGCCAAGGAGAUCAUGAGCUCCGAGAAAGUGUUUGUGGAUGUGUUAAAGCUUUUGCAUAUUGACUUCCGGGGUGCUGUAGCCCAUGCAUCCAGGCAGCUCGGGAAGCCCGUGAUUGAGGACCGGAUCCUUAACCAGAUCCUGUACUACCUGCCUCAGCUGUACGAGCUCAACCGGGAUCUCCUGAAGGAACUGGAAGAGCGAAUGCUCACCUGGACAGAACAACAAAGAAUUGCUGAUAUCUUUGUAAAGAAGGGGCCAUACUUAAAAAUGUAUUCCACAUACAUCAAAGAAUUUGAUAAGAACGUAGCUUUGCUGGAUGAGCAGUGCAAGAAAAAUCCAGGAUUUGCUGCAGUUGUCAGAGAAUUCGAGAUGAGCCCUCGAUGUGCCAACCUGGCCCUGAAGCACUACCUGCUAAAGCCAGUUCAGAGGAUCCCUCAGUACAGGCUGCUACUGACAGAUUACUUAAAGAACCUUCUAGAAGACUCUGUAGAUCACAGAGACACCCAAGAUGCCCUGGCUGUUGUCAUAGAGGUAGCUAACCAUGCCAAUGACACCAUGAAGCAAGGGGACAACUUUCAGAAGCUCAUGCAGAUUCAGUACAGCUUAAGUGGACACCAUGAAAUUGUGCAACCCGGGCGGGUUUUUCUUAAAGAAGGCACCCUGAUGAAGCUGUCUCGGAAAGUCAUGCAGCCCCGGAUGUUUUUCCUGUUUAACGAUGCUCUUCUCUACACCACACCCAUGCAGUCUGGGAUGUACAAACUGAACAACAUGCUCUCGCUGGCUGGAAUGAAGGUCAGAAAACCUACCCAGGAGGCAUAUCAGAACGAGUUAAAGAUUGAAAGUGUAGAGCGUUCUUUCAUCCUCUCAGCUAGUUCUGCCGCAGAAAGAGAUGACUGGCUGGAGGCCAUAUCCAGCUCCAUAGAAGAGUAUGCCAAGAAAAGAAUCACAUUCUGCCCCAGCAGGAGUCUUGACGAGGACUCAGAAAGGAAAGAAGAAGUUAGCCCCCUCGGGGCAAAGGCUCCCAUCUGGAUCCCAGACACCAGAGCCACCAUGUGUAUGAUUUGCACAAGUGAAUUCACCCUGACCUGGAGAAGACACCACUGCAGGGCCUGUGGGAAGAUUGUGUGCCAAGCUUGCUCAUCAAACAAGUAUGGCUUAGAUUACCUGAAAGGGCAACUGGCAAGAGUGUGCGAGCACUGCUUCCAAGAGCUACAGAAAUUAGAUCACCAGCUGUCGCCUAGGGUUGGGUCUCCCGGAAAUCACAAGUCUCCUUCAAGUGCCUUGUCGUCAGUCUUACAUAGCAUCCCGUCAGGGAGGAAGCAGAAGAAAAUCCCCGCUGCUCUCAAAGAAGUGUCAGCAAACACAGAAGACUCCACUAUGAGCGGCUACCUCUACAGAUCCAAGGGCAGUAAAAAGCCAUGGAAACACUUAUGGUUUGUCAUCAAAAACAAAGUACUCUACACAUAUGCUGCAAGCGAGGACGUGGCAGCUUUGGAAAGUCAGCCUUUAUUAGGCUUCACCGUCACUCUAGUCAAGGAUGAGAACUCAGAGUCUAAAGUGUUUCAGCUGCUGCACAAAGGCAUGGUGUUUUACGUAUUUAAGGCAGACGAUGCCCACUCCACGCAGAGGUGGAUAGACGCAUUUCAGGAAGGCACAGUAUUGUAGCAGCACUGGCUGCCUUUCCUCUGGGGUUCCAACGAGGUGGAGGUGCAGCAGAAAGGAUUAAAAACUGCUCAAAAGCCGUGCAAGAAUGAACACUGCCGAGACAAAUCCGCCCACAGUCGUUAUGAGAUAGAUUGUUUUGUUAGGUAUAUAUAUAGUUCCUAAAAAUGUUUUUCAUGGAUGUUAUUUAUUAAAAUGUUGAUGUUUACUUUCUGGUCAUAACUGUUUCUGAGACUCACACUGAAUUCUAAAGUACUGUUUAGCGCCUGGGAACUUACUGUAAUGCUGUAUUCUGUGUACCAUGGAUGAUGUGCCGUCCACACUGCUGUCUCUGCCUUACGUCAUGACACUCUGACUGAUGGGAAAGCUUUGCACGUAAAGCACACAUACUAAGUAGCAAAUUUCCAUACAGUGGUUGGUUAUAAAUUACAAUUUUAAAACUGCUGAUGAAAAUGAGUAUUUUCGAGUCACUAAACUUAGGUGGAACUGUUUAUAUUGCAGUAGAGAUGCACAUUACCGGCUUCUACCUCAGCAACUGUGAAAUGAAGUCCCAGCAGAGUCAGUACUGAUAACGUUGUCCACAGCCCCCCAGACUCCCACACCCCAUAGGAUCUUGCCAGUUGGCCUCGAACUAAGUGUAGGCAAAGCAUGAGCUGCAGUCUUCCUGCCUCAAACUCUAAGCAACUUGAGUCCCAGGCCUGUACCACCAUGUCCAGUCUUUAUUUAAAACCGCCAGAUCAGUGUCAAUGUGAUUUUUCUCUUCAUUUUCUGAGACAGAAGCUCACUUUGGAACCCAGACUGGCCUGGAACUUGCGUAACCCAUGCCACCCUGUGACCCAUGGUUUCUCAACUGCUAGGAUUACAUGUGUGUGCCACCAAGCUCAGUAAUUAAUGUCUUAAAAAACAGAAUAUAGCAGGCAACAUGUUACCUAAUACCCUCUAUUAUUCUUAAGAGUUUUGAGGCCAAGUCAGUGAUGGUAUUUCUAUCUAAAAGGAUGUCACAUUUUCUGCAACAUGUAUUUUACAAGUGGUUCGAAACCACUACUCUUUUUUUUUUUAAGGAAAUUUUAUGCUACUUUGAUUCAUUCCCCUUGACAUUUAAAGUGUCGUCAUCGACGUUGUCUUCCUCCUCUUCCUCCUCUUCUUCUUCCCCCUCUCUCUUCUCUUUUCCUCCCCCCCCAACCCCCGCCCCUCUUUGCCCCUUUUGAGACAGGGUCCUUCCAAGCAGCCCAGGCUGGCCUGAGGCUCACCGCCCCACCUCAGCUCCUACAUCCUAGGACUUUAGAUGAGUGCUGCCACUCGGACCUUACCAGUCAGUGUUCCUCAGUAGUUAAGGUUCAUGUUCUUAAUUCUGACGUGCUUACUGUUUAACAUGCAAACCCACUUGCACGUAAAGUUGUUAAUUAGCAGCAGGAGAUGAAGUUAUGCUUAAAGUUGCAUCAGUGUUUAAAUAUUUUGUUCACUAAGUUUAAACUGUCAGCUAAGAGACAGGGUUAUCUAUAAAAUAUCCUAUUAAAGGCUGCAGGCAUUUCCCACUUCGUUAUCUGUGAUUCUUAGUGUGAGAUCAGUGGUAGAGAAUUAUAUUCUGGAUACUAUUUUUUCAUCCUGAACACAUUCGUGAGGCCUUUUGGAUGCCGUUUGCUGCAGAUACAGCAGAUCUAGAGGUAGCAGGUCCAGUUUUUCUUGGAUGUCUCUGGCUAUGGCAUAAUUUGAAGCCCUGUGCAAUUUCCCAGAACCCUAUACCCUACCUUCCUUGUCACGGGGAACAAAUCAGUUCUUCCAAACAUAUUUCAGUUGGAUCACAUAACCGUUUUCCACGUGAGCGUCUGCAUAGCGUUUGUUGACAUAACCUGUAUAGAUCGGUUUUCCCCGACGGCCCUUGUUUUCUGCAGUAAGAAGCUUGAUUCCUUGAGUAUUUACUGAUUUUUUUUUCUAAACGAUGUCAGACACCCCCACUUUGAUUUCUAACACAAUGGAAUGGCACUGAGGAAAACAACUGGGAAGUAUGUUUUUGUUAGGCAGAUACAUAGUAGGCUGUGGAGGGAUGGAGGAGCCUUCUAUUCGAGAACCUAAUGUCAUCGCCAUAUGGGGGUAUGCCUUAAACGUACUUCCACUGUGCUCACUGUAGUCAAAAAUGCUGGAAUUUCCAGAAGUCAACCCUACCUCACUGCACGCCACGAUCCUUAAGGAUAGAUACCAUAUUUAUUCUCUGCAUUUCUCCUGGAUCUUUGCAGCUUUAGUUGAAUACAUUGAAGACAGGCUUCCCAAAGGGGUUUUGCCUUAAGUAAGAAUCUCACUGUUUUCCCAGGACAGCUCCUGCUGACAUCUCCUUAGGGUGUCACCCUGCCUGACUCAGUACAAUACCCAGCUACCCCUGAUGUCGUCUCCAAAGCCCCCCUGAUCCACUCUCUCCUCACCGCCCUUCAAGCCCACAUCCAGGGCAAGACUAGCACCCAGCUUUCUUCCCGUUCAAGUCUGUUUUCUUCAGGACACCACCUGGACCUCUGGGAUCGAACUCUGAGUCUCUCUUGUCCUUACCAUCUUCAUUCUUCCACUGUUACACCCCCUUAUGGGUGCUACAGCUUUCCCUCUGAGCUGCAGUAACACUCACUUGCCUGCUAUGCAGUGCUAUGUAGAAGGCCCUGGGUUCAAGCCCUUAUCUAGGAAAACAACCGUGUUUUGUUUUGUUUUUCCUUCCCGAUUACAACCCCUCUUUCUGUGUAGUCUAUUUCAGGCAUUGCAAAGCAAUCUGCAUUACUGUAGAAUUCUGAUUUAAUCCCAAUGCCUGUGAACUUCAGUGGCAUUCCCAAUGGUUUGGCCUGCUUCAGCCUUUCUCACACCAGUCAGCCCAGCUCUGCCCCUUGUUAUGUGACACUUCCCAGUGAUGGGAUCCUGUUCUUCUGUCCUUCAGACUGUUUGUGCUCUUUUCCCUGGUUCCUGUAGUCGUCAGCUCAUAAACACUCUCACCAUUCCUACUGCAUUCUGUUCUUGAAAACACUUCGCCUUGCUCACUGGAGUUGGCCCACAUCCAACAAGAAUGUCUUACAUGCAGUGGAUAAAUGCUUGCUUGUCUAGUUAGAUGUCUCCUGUGGGUCCCUGAAAAAUAUCUUCGGUACACGUGCUCUGGAGCCUAUGCCACUUUUAAUGUUAUUUUCUAAAUGAAAAUCUAUGGUGUUUUCCCUUCUAGGAAACGUUAGUUACUACUGGGAAAGGAUUCUAAGAAAGGAGACAGGUUUAUUUACCACACAGUGAAGACAGCAGUGGUUCUGAUGGGAGUUUGCCUGCUAGAAAAAAGAAGUUAAAGGUGGUAGGAGCUUUUAAAAGACUAAAUAUCAAAAUAUCUUUUUCAUGGAGCAAUUUGCUGCAUGUAAAAACCGAUUUCAGAAAAGAAAUUAAUCACUUUUAAUGUUUUUCACAAAAUACCUUUUUUUUACAUAAAGUGAUAAUGGUUUGUAUCUUACUGUUCAUAAGAUCAUUUAUAAAUAAAAAUAGCAUUGUAAAUAAUGUUAAUAUGUAUUAUAAUUCAUACAAAAUAAAUGUACUGUAAUAUCUA
Mus musculus (house mouse) is the source of this 8044-nucleotide messenger RNA. RefSeq names its product FYVE, RhoGEF and PH domain containing 6 (gene Fgd6). Gene Ontology annotation, molecular function: guanyl-nucleotide exchange factor activity; metal ion binding. Gene Ontology annotation, cellular component: cytoplasm; cytoskeleton. The record is from RefSeq and is marked validated. The coding region runs from base 295 to 4494 and encodes 1399 amino acids. The transcript has 21 exons. Lineage: Eukaryota; Metazoa; Chordata; Mammalia; Rodentia; Muridae.